This is a messenger RNA of Rotaria sp. Silwood2, 1902 nucleotides long. Lineage: Eukaryota; Metazoa; Rotifera; Eurotatoria; Philodinida; Philodinidae. The record is from the annotation of a GenBank genome assembly.
AUGUGUCAUUUAGGUAAAAAAUGUGAGUUAAAGUUCAUAUCAACGGACAAAAAUCCAAUCGAGUACAAUUACGGUCCUCGAUCUGUUGCUGUUGGCAACUUUAACAAUGAUGAUUGGUUAGACAUUGUUGUUGCUAAUCAGGCUGUUAACUUUAUUGUCAUACUUCUUGGAAAUGAUGACGCAACUUUUUCAAGGCAAAUAAAGUAUUCGACAGGUGACAAUUCGUCUCCGUAUAUGGUUGCAGUUGGUGAUCUGAACAACGAUAAUCGAUUGGAUAUCGCUGUGGCAAAUUUUGGCGCUAACAACAUACUGAUCUUCUUUGGAUUUGGUGAUGGAUCUUUUGGAAACCAAACCGUGAUCUCAACUACUUCGUCUCGCCCACUCUGGAUACACAUAGCUGAUAUCAACAACGACAUACUACUCGAUAUAGUCAUUGUUAGCUAUGGCACCAACAGUAUUAGUGUACUGUUUGGAUAUGGACAUGGACAUUUUUCCAGUCCAAUCAAGUAUUCAACAGGCUACGAUUCUCUUCCAUUGUCAGUCGUCUCUGGAGAUUUCAACAAUGACAAUCAACUGGAUCUUGCUAUAGCUAAUUCUGGCACAAACAAUGUGCUUAUACUCCUUGGAAAUGCCGAGAAUAAUUUUACAGAACAAGCGACAUUUUCUACUGGUUCUGAUUCUCAUCCAUGCUCACUCGCCGUUGGCCAUUUUAACGAUGACUUUCUGUUAGAUAUCGCCGUCGCUAAUUUUGGUGCUGACAAUGUAGGUGUAUUUAUCGGCCAUGGUAACGGAACUUUCAUACUUCAAACCACAAAUCUGCUUGAUACUUCUUCUCCGUAUUUCAUUACCGCUGGUGACUUCAAUAAUGACAAACGACUAGAUUUAGUUACAACUAAUAAAGGUACGAACAGUGUAAGUAUCCUAAUUGGAUAUGGUAACGGUAGUUUUCUAAGACCUACAAUGUAUUCAGCCGGAUCUUCUUUUUCGACUUCAUUGGCCAUUGGUGAUUUUAACAAUGACAAUCGCCUAGACGUUAGUGUGGUUAACAAUGAGACUAACAGCAUAAGUAUCUUACUUGGUUAUGAUGAAGGCUUUGCUAAUCUAACAACUUAUUCAGCUGGUUCUCGUUGUGUAGCUGUUGGUGAUUUCAACAACGACGCUCGCUUAGAUAUCGUCGUCACUGACGACUAUGACAGAACUGUAACUGUACUUCUUGGAUAUGGUGAUGGCUCCUUCGAAAAUAGAAUAACAUCUCCUACUGGUUUUUCGCAAUAUUCUGUAGCUGUUGCUGAUUUAAAUAACGACACCAAAUUGGAUAUCGUGGUUGUCUAUCAACUUGACCAGAAAAUAGGUAUACUUCUCGGAAAUGGCGAUGGCUCUUUUGCCAAUCAAAUACUGUAUUCAACUGCCUCUUCUAGUAAUCAAAAGCCAUAUUACAGUGGCUCACAGCCAUACUUUGUAGCUAUUGCUGAUUUUAAUAAAGACGAUAGACUAGAUAUUGUCGUCGUGAAUAACGGUGACAACAAUAUAGGCAUAUUUCUUGGAUAUGGUAAUGGUUCUUUUGCUAGUCAAACAACAUUUUCAACGGGCUCUGAACCAUAUUCAGUAGCUGUAGGUGAUUUCAACAAUGACACUCGACUGGAUAUUGUUGUUGCUAAUUUGCAAAACGACAGUGUUAGUGUAUUGCUUGGAUAUGGUAAUGGGUCUUUUGCAAAACAAAUGACGUAUUUAACUGGUUCUCAACCAUGCUAUGUAGCUGUUGGCGAUUUCGAUAACGAUACACGACUGGACAUCGUUGUUGUGAAUCAACGGUCUCACAAUGUAGGAAUACUUCUCGGAUAUGGAAAUGGGUCAUUUGCAAAGCNAUCAGCGUUAAAAACUAUGUUCGUUCGAAUAAUUUAA